ACAAACUUUAUAUAUAUAUUGAAAUAUUCCCACAUGUAUUGUCUUAGCUAAUGCAAUUGUUCUCCAUCUCCCAUUUGCUUCUCCAACAUCUUCCUUUGGUUUCACUCAAAGAACACAACGUUAGUCUUAAAACAACUUCAUACCAUUAGUCGAACUACUGAACUCAAUCACUUGUUGUCGUUUACUCUUAAAUUUUCUAUCAAGACCCGUCCUACAUCCUACCUACCCUAACAUAAUCGUCACGACCCAAAAUUCCAAGAAAAUGGAUCAAUUGCAACCACAACAACCAGUUCAAGUUUAUCCAAACAAUCCAAACAACUUCCCUAACCAACCAAACAAUAUGCCAAUGACUCAAUCUUCUUCUUCUCAUAACUCAUCAAAUGGUUCAUUUGUGAGUGUUUUUGUUGUCCUAGCUAUUGUUUUUGUCAUAUCUGUUAUUGCUUGUGUUGUGGGACGUUUAUGUAGCAAGAAAAGCAAUGGACCUAAGGUGAAGAAAAGUCAUGGUCAGCAACAAAAACAAAAAGAGGGAAAACAUAAUAAGCACAAUGAGUUUCAUAAUAAAAGAGAAGGAGGGGAUAUAGAAUUUGGAUUUGAUAAGAAAAUUGCAAGUUCUAAAGUGGCUGCAGCACAUGGAGAUAAUCAUUAUAAGGGGCCUAAGCCUUAUAAGAAUGCUAGUGGAGGUAAAGGGGGAGUUAGAUUUUCUGAUAAUCAUAUUGAUUUCAAGCUUGGUCCAUGAAAAUUUGUAGAAAAAAAAUAUAUGUUCAUAGAUGAACUCUCUCUAUGUACUAAUUACUUUGGUAGUAGUUUUUUUUUUUUUUUUUUUUUAAAAUGGGGGG
Molecule: messenger RNA, 836 nt
Organism: Solanum tuberosum (potato)
Lineage: Eukaryota; Viridiplantae; Streptophyta; Magnoliopsida; Solanales; Solanaceae
Exons: 1
Coding region: 263-736 (157 amino acids)
Source: RefSeq, a predicted model, not a curated record